Messenger RNA from Xenopus laevis (African clawed frog), 1927 nucleotides. It is a transcript of the gene bri3bp.S, whose product is annotated as BRI3 binding protein S homeolog. Lineage: Eukaryota; Metazoa; Chordata; Amphibia; Anura; Pipidae. Gene Ontology annotation, cellular component: mitochondrion. The transcript has 3 exons. The record is from RefSeq and is a predicted model, not a curated record. The coding region runs from base 205 to 915 and encodes 236 amino acids.
UUUCCAGACUGUCAGUUUAGGCCGCGCACAAUGUGGUGCUUUCUGACAGUUGGUUGCGUGCGGCGCUGCUGUGGAAAGUGGCUGCGCUAAGGAAGGGGCUGUUCUUCCGGUGCGAGGAGGAGUCGGACUGUGCUGCUGCUGCUGCCAGAGGAUUGUAUCAGUGCUGCUGCUUCUGCUGUUGCUAGAGCCCCGCACUGCCUGCAAAUGGUUUCCUUGCGCUCCAAGCUGCUGUGUCUCCUCUUGUUGCUCCUGGUGUCGGGCACAUUGGGAGCCCAGGCCAAUAGGAACCGCGGCCAUGACAAACAGAACAAUUCCUUCCGCAAGGCUGCUACCGGCUUCUACCAGACCAUCAACAAUGUCUUCGGGGAAGAGAACGUGCGAGCCGUCCAAAAGUUCUUCUCCCGACUAACAGAGAGGUUUGUGUAUGGAGUAGAUGUAUUAGUAGAGACACUCUGGAGGAUAUGGACGGAUCUCCUAGAUGUUCUUGGAAUUGAUGCUUCCAAUCUGACACACUACUUCAGUCCUGCAGCAGUUGCCAAUAACCCUACUAGAGUCCUCAUGCUGGUCGUCGCCAUCCUCCUUGCCUACUGGUUUGCAUCCCUGCUGCUGGGAUUUUUCUUUUAUAUCCUACACGUUAUGUUUGGGCGAUUUUUCUGGCUUGUCCGCGUCUCUCUGUUUGCACUGUCAUGCAUUUAUAUAUUACAGAAGUAUGAAGGGGAACCUGAAAAUGCAAUGAUCCCUCUGUGCUUUGUGGUGGCUGUUUAUUUUAUGACAGGGCCUGUUGGACUUUACUGGAGGAGAAGCAGCACUAACAACCUUGAAGAUAAGAUUGAUCGUCUAGAUAACCAAAUUCGGCUUCUAAAUAUCCGUCUUACAAGAGUGAUAGAGAGCCUGGACAGAGCCAGUGAGCAGUAGCCAUUUGGUCUUCAAAACUUCAAAACACCAGCUUUUUUUGAAAGGGAAAAGCACUGUUUUUUUUUUGUCAAAAUAUUCAUAAAGUGGUAGCUAUGGUAGUAUUGUAUGUAGUAGAAGUAUGAGGUGAGGUACAUGGUCAGGCUUCUGAAACUGGUCCCUCUGCACUGAAGUUAUUCAAAUGACAGCUACAUAAUAAACCACUUUUAUAGAUUUCUAUAAUUACACAAUGUAGUACAUAAAUGUUUUUCAAGCUCACUUUUUUAUCUGCAUUGUAUGAGUACAUCAUCAGUGAGAUCCUAUUUUAAGACAGUAACCCAAAGCUAUUGCUACCAAAUGUAUUUCUAGAGACUCUUGGGGUGGUUGGAAUUUUCCAUCUAAGGCAGGAGGUAAAGUUUCCCAAAUCUGAGUAAGAAACAGAUAAAAACAUAAUGUAUCUGUGUUAUGUAUGUGUUUAUCCAAGCAGUUCGCUGCCUAGUAUUUGUAUUAUGCUCAGUCUAUAUGAAUUUCUUCAAGCACUGCUCUGUCGAGAUCAUUGAUUAGGAUUUGUAAAAUACAUUUUGUGUUGGUUUUUAUGCCUUUUGCUCAGUACUGUGGUGUAAGGGUACACUUAGAUAAAAUGUGCUGUCAUUUGUGCUCUUUUUUCAUUUGUACAUUUAGAGUCGAUUUACAGGUCAUUGCUUAGAUGAAUCAGCAGUGGAAAUGUUACUGUAUUGUUGCUGCUUUUCUUUCUCAGGUUUACUAAGCAGCAAUAAAUUGCGUCCAUUUCCGUUUUUUUUUUUUAUGUGUGCAUUGAUAUAGAUAUACGCCUGUGAUCAUUUGUAAAAGCAAAUGCCUACUUAUUAAACUGUUAUAAUGUAUAUAGGAAGAUAUUAUUGAUUAAUGUGUGUGGUAGUUUUAGUCUGGUGAGGAGUUAAUCUAAAAUUGGUGUUUUGCCAGGGACCUCUGCGCAGUUGGAAUAAUUUACUUCACUGGUGUUGUAAACAUGAUCGAAUGAUUAAAAAUUCUAUAUUAA